UAGUAGUGAGUUAAACGUUAAUGUUAAAUGAUUGAAGAACGCUUAAAUAUAGUGCGGCGGUAUUUGAAGUAUUAAAGAAAAAAAUCAAAAUAAAUAUUGAAAAAAAAAAACAAACUGAACAGAUAAAACACUCAAAAUAAAGUAUUUAUAUGUUGUAACUUUAGAUGUGUUUUUGAAAAAAUAUGCUAUACGAGUGUAUGUUUGUGUGUGGUGUCUUUUUUAAAAGAAACUAUUAUGAUCAGUAAGGGGCCCAGGAAUUACUUUAAAUUACUUUUGACACAAUUUUGGUGAAAAUCUAAAACAUUUUUCCACAAAAACACAUGAUCCCCAUUCAACUGCUUUACAUUCAACUAUAAAAAUUAUAAAUAAUUUCACUAUAAAAACAAGUGAAUUUAUUGCAAAUCAAACGAACAUGUUAUGAAUGAAGAGAGCUAAAACAUUCUAAAGAAAGUGAAGAAGGUUCUAUAACCAGCCGCAUAAUUAAAAAAAACUUAUCUCUACGAAUUGAACUCAAAAAAACGAAAUUAGAGCGUCUUUUGCUCUAUAGGGUCUUUAUUGUGAUUAAGACCGGAAAUUUAUAAACUGAAGAACAAGUAGUAUCCACACACGAACACACACACACCAAAUAAAAUUACACAAACAAGUCAAGUGACGGAGAGAAAUCAUCAUCAAGCUAAAAUAGCUUAACAACAUGACAAAGUCAUGCUGGAGCGGCUCUGCUAGCAGCCGCUUCACGCUUAUCACAACAUUAUUUGUUAUUGUAUUAUUAAGUAUUUCUUGUUUUGUACGCACAAUCGAUGCUCAGCAAAAGCAUGCUGGUCGACGUGAUCGUCCUCGCAAUCCUCCCCGUCAAUAUGUAAAAACGCAUCCUUGUGAAAGAUCCUCCUGUUAUCCAGCUACUGGUAAUUUGUUGAUUGGUCGCGAAAAUCGUUUAACAGCAUCUUCAACUUGUGGUCUGCAUUCGCCUGAACGCUUUUGCAUCUUGUCCCAUUUGCAGGAUAAGAAAUGUUUUCUUUGCGAUACCCGUGAAGAAACACGCAAUGAUCCCUACAAAAAUCAUCGCAUUGGUCAAAUAGUGUACAAAACAAAGCCUGGUAGCAAUAUACCCACUUGGUGGCAAUCGGAGAACGGCAAGGAAGAUGUUUCUAUACAAUUGGAUUUGGAAGCUGAAUUCCAUUUUACGCAUUUAAUUAUGUCAUUCACCACUUUCCGUCCGGCCGCUAUGUAUAUUGAACGUUCGUUCGAUUUUGGUCAGACAUGGCAUGUAUAUCGUUAUUUUGCCUACGAUUGUGCCGACUCUUUCCCCGGUGUACCCACUGUAUUGCGCAAUAUCACUGAUGUUGUAUGUACCUCUCGUUAUUCGAACGUAGAGCCCUCACGUAACGGUGAAGUCAUCUUCCGUGUCCUACCUCCUAAUAUCAAUGUCACAGAUCCAUAUGCUGCUCAUGUACAAAACAUGUUAAAGGUAACAAAUCUACGUGUUGUUUUUAAAAAACUCCACAAAUUGGGAGACAAUUUGCUCGACAAUCGUUUGGAAAAUGAAGAAAAGUAUUAUUAUGGUAUCAACAACAUGGUUGUACGUGGUUCCUGUUCCUGCUAUGGUCACGCUUCCCAAUGUUUGCCUCUGGAUGGCACCGAAGCUACCGAACCCGAUAUGGUACAUGGUCGUUGUCAAUGUACCCACAACACCAAAGGUUUCAAUUGCGAAUCAUGUGAAGAUUUCUUCAAUGACUUCCCCUGGAAACCCGCCUUUGGUAAACAAACCAAUGCCUGUAAAAAGUGUGAAUGUAAUGAUCAUGCAGUCAGUUGUCAUUUCGAUGAAACCGUUUUCGAGCAAUCGGGUCGUGUUUCUGGAGGUGUUUGUGACAAUUGUAUGCAUAAUACUCAGGGUCAGCACUGUGAAGAGUGUAUGCCAUUCUUCUACCGCGAUCCCUUGGAGGACAUUCGCAGCCCGUAUGUCUGCAAACCUUGCGAUUGUAGCUUGAUUGGUUCUUUAGAUGAAGGCAUUUGUGACUCUGUAAAUGAUCCCGAAAAUGGUGCUGAAGCCGGUUCAUGUCAUUGUAAAACUCAUGUUAAGGGUCGCCGUUGUGAUACCUGUAAAGAUGGUUUCUGGAAUUUGGUAGAAGAAAAUCCUGAUGGUUGUGAACCCUGUACUUGCAACACUUUAGGUACUGUGGAUAAUUCUGGAUGUAAUAUGUAUACAGGCGAGUGUACCUGCAAACGUUUGGUUACCGGUAAAGAUUGUAAUCAAUGUGCUCCCGAAACCUAUGGGCUUUCAGAAUCUGAAGAUGGUUGCACACGUUGUGAUUGUGAUAUUGGUGGAUCCUAUGAUAACUUCUGCGAUGUUAUUACCGGUCAAUGUCGUUGCCGCCCUCAUAUGACGGGACGCACCUGUUCCCAACCUAAACAGAACUAUUUCAUACAUCAAUUGGUUUUAGUUCAUGAGGCUGAAGUAGCCAAACAUUGCAUUUCUUACUCCAAUAAUGGCAAUUGCACAAUGGUACCUUAUCAGCCACCUCAGGAUCGUAUUCCUGACUCAACAGGCAUUGGUUUCAUACGUGUUCCAGAAAAUUCCGAACUUAUUAUAACUGUUGAUGAUAUACCACGCUCCAUGCCUUAUGAUGUAGUCAUUCGUUAUCAAUCCACUUCCAGAGGAGAUUGGGAAGAUGCCUUUAUCACUUUAAUUCGACCUGAUGAAGUAGAUCCCGAAGGAGAUUGUGCUGCAGCAGUGCCACCUGGUUCUAGUGUGUAUGAAUCUCGCGUGCCUUUCUACUUACCCGAUCGUGAACGUCAAGUUAUUGCUUUGCGUGAAGUUUGCUUGGAGGCCGGCAAGAUUUACAAAUUCAAAAUUCACUUCGAAAGACGCAGACACAACGAAGACAAUCCUACUGCCACCAUAAUGAUCGAUUCUCUGACAUUGAUACCACGCAUUGAGCUUACUAGCGUGUUCAGUGGUACUCCUGUUGCCGAUUCGCGUCGCCAAGAAUACUAUCAAAUGGGUUGUAAUCAAUCUUUGUACGAUUUACGUUACGGAGCCUUUGCUGAUGAACGCUGUCGCGAAUUGGAGAAUUAUGUUAGUACCAUUAUAUACGACGGUGCCAGUAUGUGUAAUUGUAAUCCCACUGGAUCGCUGAGUAAAGAAUGUGAAUCUAAAGGUGGUUAUUGUCACUGUAAACCCAAUGUUAUUGGUCGCCAGUGUGAUCAAUGUGCACCCGGUACAUAUGGUUUUGGACCAGAAGGUUGUAAAGCUUGUGACUGCAACAGUAUAGGAGCUAAGGACAACAAUUGUGAUGUUAUUACUGGUCAGUGUGGUUGUCAUCCCAACACCUAUGGUCGUGAAUGUGAUCAAUGUCAACCAGGUUUUUGGAAUUUCCCUAAUUGUCAAGCCUGUGAAUGUAAUGGUCAUGCCCAACAGUGUGAUGCUCGUACUGGCCAAUGUUUGAAUUGUGCUGAUUUCACUACUGGUUAUGCUUGUGACUCCUGUUUGGAUGGAUAUUAUGGCAAUCCCUUCUUGGGUAGUGAAAUAGGUUGUCGUGCAUGUCGCUGUCCGGAUACUAUUGCCAGUGGCAAUGCUCAUGCUGAUGGCUGCUCUCUAGAUUCUCGCAACAACAAUAUGAUUUGUCACUGUCAAGAAGGUUACGAUGGACCUCGUUGUGAUAUUUGUGCCGAUAACUACUUUGGUGAUGCCGAAACUCCUGGUGGCUCCUGUGAAAAAUGUGACUGUGGUAACAAUAUUGACAUAUACGACACUGGUAAUUGCGACAGACGUACUGGCCAGUGUUUGAAAUGUUUGUACGACACCACCGGAGAUCAUUGUGAACAUUGUCGUGACGGCUUCUUUGGAGAUGCUUUACAACAAAAUUGUGUUCAAUGUGAUUGUGAUUUCUUAGGUACUAACAACACCCUACAAUAUUGUAAUCGUGUUACCGGUCAAUGCCCUUGUUUGCCCAAUGUUGUUGGUUUGCGUUGCGAUGAAUGUGCCGUCAACCAUUGGAAAAUUGCUUCUGGUGAGGGUUGUGAAGCUUGCGAAUGUGACCCUAUUGGUUCCUUAUCCGAACAGUGCAACCGUUAUGAUGGUCAGUGCGAAUGUAAGCAAGGAUUUGGCGGUCGGGCUUGUAAUCAAUGUCAGGCCAACUACUGGGGUAAUCCCAAUGAAAAAUGUCAACCAUGUGAUUGCGACCCUUAUGGUUCUGCAGACUUCCAAUGCGAUCGUGAAACCGGACAAUGUGUAUGUCACGAAGGAAUUGGUGGCUACAAAUGUAAUCAGUGCGCUCGUGGUUAUAUUGGUGAAUCGCCUCAUUGCAUGCCAUGCGGAGAAUGUUUCAACAAUUGGGACUUGAUCCUAAAAGAACUAGAAGAGGCUACCGCUGAAGCUAUACAAAGAGCCAAGGAAAUCAAAUUGAUUGGAGCUACAGGAGCUUACACCUCUGAAUUUAAUACUUUGGACAAAAAGUUGCAAAACAUAAGAGAUUUAUUGCAGAACACUUCGGUAAGCUUGAAGGAUAUUGAUGGUUUAGAUAAGGAAGUUGCUGAAUUAAGAACCAAAUUGAACAAAGCUGGACAAAAACUUAUUGAAACAGAGGGUAGUUUGGAAGACAUUUACUCUGCUCUUAGUUUGUCUGCUGUGGAAUUGGAAGGUUUGCAAAGCCAAUCAAAUUUGGUGAAAAAACUAUCACAAGACUUAAAGGAACAUGGCAUACAAUUGCAAGAGUCUAAUAUUGAGGGCGCUCUUAACUUGACCCGUAAUGCCUAUGAACGUGUUUUGGAUUUAGCGAAUAUCAAGAAUGAAGCAGAAGAUUUUGCCAGCAACACUGACCGUAAUUGCAAACGUGUGGAAACUUUGGCGAACAAAAUGAAAGAUGAUGCUUCGGCAAUUACCGCCAAUGAUGAAAUUAUCGAACAAUAUAACAAGGAAUUGUCUUCUUUAACCGCCUUGAUUCCUAAUUUAAACAAUGAAGUUUGUGGCAGCAAGAGUGAUCCUUGUGACAAUGUUUGUGGUGGUGCUGGUUGCGGCUCAUGCGGUGGCCUAUCUUGUGAAAUUGGUGCACUUACACGCACAGAAAAGGCUUUGAAGGUGGCCAAGGACACUGAGCAAGAGAUUAAAGAGAAGAAGGAUCAAGCCGAUCAAACUAUUCGUGCCUUAUUCCAGGCUAAAGUAAAUGCGUCAGAAGCUUAUCAAAAAGCCAAGAGUGCCCAUGAAGAUGCUGAACGUUAUUUGAAUCGUACUGAACUCAAUAUCAAACGUGGUGAAGCCAUGAUACAAAACUUGACAGAUUUUAUGAAAAAUCAAACUGCCCUGCCAGCCGAUACUAAAGAAUUAGCCCAGAAAACUUUGACACUAGAUUUAACUUUAGAUCCCUUUGAAAUUCAAAACCUGGGAGGUAAAAUCAACAAUGCUGUAUCUUCUCUCAAAAAUGUAGAAUCUAUUAUUUAUAACACUCGAAGCGAUUUGGAACGUGUCAAUGAAUUACAAGCUAAAGCUAAUGCUACCAAAGAGCUGGCCAACGAAAUAUUAACCACUGCCAAUACUGUAGUCAAGAAUCUUGAUGAUGCUGAUAUCUCACAAGAAAUUGCUCUCGAUGCUAUUUUGCAAGCGAACAGUAACAUUGAAUUAGCCGCCAAAGAUUUAGAUCAAAUUGAUGCUGAAACGAGUGAAGCGGAAGCACCUGCUAAUGCUACUGCUCAACAUGUGGAGGAAUUGGCUAAAAAAGUUAAUCGCCUACAAAAGAAUAUACUCAAAAAUGAACUUGAUGCCAAGGAUGUCAAAAAUGAGGCUGACAAAGUUAAAGAAUCGGCUAGAAAUGCCCAUGCUGAUGCUCAACAACUACAACACUCCUCCUCAGCUGCCAACCAGACUUUAACCGAUCGUGCCAUACGUUCAGAAAAUGCUCGCGAAAGAGCAAAACAACUGUUGCAGAGAGCCUCCAAACUAACAGUCGACACUAAAGAGAAACUAAGAGAACUAAAACUUAUGCAAGAAUCCUAUAGAGAAAAGAACGAUAAACUACAAAAACUACAAGAUACUUUACAACCAUUACACGCUGAACUCUCAACACAUUUGAAAAACAUACAAACGAAUGCUGAGCGUUAUCGACAGUGUUAGAAAAUAUUGAAAUUUUUUAAAUUAUAACGAGUUAAAGCGUUUAACCAACGAUAUACUUAAAGACUUUUUGAUUACUCUUCUGCUUACUCGUUUGAAUAUUUCCUGUAUUUAUCAUUACAUCUCUUAAUACAAACACAAAAUGCCAUAACGAAGAAACAAAUAAACAAAUGCAUAUGUCCCUUUUUUUGUCCUCUUUUAAGUAAAAUAAUUACAACAACUGUUUGAAAAACCAAUGUUAUUAGAAAUAGUUUUCUAUUUAAGACGACCAUAGUUUAAUUUUAAUUUUCUUUUAAAUGCAAUAUUAUAUUAUUUUUAUACAAAAUACAAUAAAAAUAAAAUAAAUAUUUUUUUUUUGUUUCGGAUAACAAACAAGUCCUAAUUACUAUGUGCCUUUUAUAAUUAAAAAUAUAGCAAUGUUUAACAACUCGAAUACGAAAUUAAAAUGCUUUUGUCAUUUCUUUUUUUUAAGUAUAAUUCAUUACUUUUUUAUAUAUAUUUGAUGUUUAAAGAUUAAAAAUAAAAUUUAAAAAA
Lucilia sericata (common green bottle fly) is the source of this 6634-nucleotide messenger RNA. It is a transcript of the gene LanB1, whose product is annotated as laminin subunit beta-1. Gene Ontology annotation, biological process: basement membrane assembly; cell migration; substrate adhesion-dependent cell spreading. The coding region runs from base 692 to 6103 and encodes 1803 amino acids. NCBI's taxonomy places the organism in Eukaryota, Metazoa, Arthropoda, Insecta, Diptera, Calliphoridae. Gene Ontology annotation, cellular component: laminin trimer. The record is from RefSeq and is a predicted model, not a curated record. The transcript is spliced from 3 exons.